Messenger RNA from Saccostrea cuccullata (small rock oyster), 1651 nucleotides. RefSeq names its product ryncolin-1-like. The transcript is spliced from 7 exons. The coding region runs from base 427 to 1224 and encodes 265 amino acids. The record is from RefSeq and is a predicted model, not a curated record. NCBI's taxonomy places the organism in Eukaryota, Metazoa, Mollusca, Bivalvia, Ostreida, Ostreidae.
ACCACCCGGAGAGUCUGGUAAAUAUACGUUUUUUUCCAAAAUUAUAAAUCAGUUUAUUAUUUAUUAACAUGUUAUAGUUAAUAUUCGUUUUAAAAAAGAGGUCAGCAAAAUGUAAACAAGAUAGCGCCCUCUGACGGUAACAGACACUAAUGUGACUCUUUACCAGAGUCUCUGCUGGUCGGAGUUUACGGAGGCAGCCGAGCGUCUAGUUGAAUGAGACUAGUAUCUUUACCAGACUCUCUGGAUAGUCGGAGAUUUACGGAGACAGCCGAGUAUCUGAGACUACAUUUUUGUUUACUUGGGCGAAAGAACUGUUUGCUGUUUACUGCUUUUACACAGAAGAUCGGUCUAGAGCACUGCUUUUAUUGAAUCUUCGAAGGAAAGGGAUAUGUUACAUUGAGCUUUAACAGAUUAUAGAAAGAAGAAAUGGAUGUAUCCUAUCAAGUUUUAAACAGAAUUGGUGAGAACCAAGACGAUGGAUGCGGACUGAUUGGAAAAAACUCAGUACUGGCGAAUUCACAGCAGGAAAACAGAGAACAAAUAGGUGGAAUCCGAAUGAAAUAUAAAAAGACUUUGCUGGUCACUACGUAUACCCUACUAAUGGUUCUGUUGGUUGGAUUCAUUACAUUUGCUGUAUUAUUCGGCACUGAGAAAGACUUUGCUAACGAUUUACAAAGACAAGUGGACUGUAUAAAGAAAGAUUGGAAAUGUUUGAAUGACACACCUGUGGACUGCAGAGACCUCUAUGAUAAAGGUGUCAUAGUGUCUGAUGUUUAUAUCAUUUGUCCAUGGAAAAGAGAGGAGACAAACUUACAUUGUGUACAAGUCUACUGUGAUAUGGCUACAGAUGGCGGGGGAUGGACAGUUAUACAAAGAAGACAGUCCGGUGAUGUGAGCUUUGAACGAAAUUGGGAAGAAUAUAAGAUGGGCUUUGGAGAUGUUUCUACAAGCUACUGGAUUGAAGACAGGGUAAGUAAUGUUCCACCAGAAGACGUGAUCAAUGGGGCAAGAUUUAGUACUUAUGACAGGGAUAACGACCAAGCCAACAGGUUUAGUUGUGCUGUUAAACACCAGGGAGGAUGGUGGUACAAUUAUUGCCAUGAUGUGUACCUUAAUGGCCCGUAUGGCUCUGCUGAGUGGCCUCAACCUUGGUUUCCACUCUUAUCUGAUGGAUCUAAUAUAACCAAUACAAGAAUGAUGAUCAGGAAUGAAAAAAAGUCAUAAUAUAAAGUUUGUCAGCGAGGAUUCCCUCAAAAGCACUGUCUAUGCAUGCGAUUUAUUCUUAAUUGAUGUGAAUCUUCCAGAAUGUUAAAAAGUUCAAUUUACCUCUGCUGUUGAGGCAUAUUUCUUUUCUGUGUUAUACAUUAUUGUUUAAAAGGUUUUGCUUCAGACAUUUCGUUGCACAAGUAAGUACUGGUGAGAGGUUAUAGUUACGUACUAAGUAAACCAUUUUCUGAAAAAAGAAUAGAAAACAACUAGACUUCACUUAUGAUAAAUUACGGGGAAACAACAGUCUGUGGUCUAUAACAGCAUGUUAAAUUUUUUUUUAAACCUUCCCAAUGGUCAUGUCUCUUUUUGAUUGUUGGCUUCAACAUUUGUAAUUGCAUUUUCCCCGAAAACGCAUUAAAAAUGGAUUCUAUCAUUCUUGUUC